Seriola dumerili (greater amberjack) is the source of this 4252-nucleotide messenger RNA. It is a transcript of the gene map7b, whose product is annotated as microtubule associated protein 7. The transcript has 18 exons. Gene Ontology annotation, cellular component: microtubule cytoskeleton. The coding region runs from base 15 to 2180 and encodes 721 amino acids. Lineage: Eukaryota; Metazoa; Chordata; Actinopteri; Carangiformes; Carangidae. The record is from RefSeq and is a predicted model, not a curated record. Gene Ontology annotation, biological process: microtubule cytoskeleton organization.
UGACGUCAGGAGAAAUGGCGGACCAGGAUGGCAGCGACGCAUCUCCUCCCGAGUCCCAAGCAUCUUACUCCCAGUAUAAAUCGGAGGAUGGAACAGUGUCUUCAGCCACCCGCCCGAGCUCUGCGGGCUCCGGACAGACCUACACUCCCACCCUGACCCCUACCCCCACUCCAACCCCUAGUCGCACCACCACCAGCAACAGUCCCAGUAACAAUGCUGCUACCAAAACAGACUCGCUGCUCUUUAACAAGAUUGACGAGAGACAGAGGUUGGCCCGUGAGCGGCGGGAGGAGCGUGAGAAACAGAAUGCCUUCAAGGAGGCUCAGUGGCAGGCACGUGAGGAGCGAGCCAAGCAGUACUAUGAGAAGCACCUGGAGGAGAGGAGGAGAAGGCUGGAGGAGCAGAGGAUAAAGGAGGAGAAGAGGCGGGCUGCCGUGGAGGAGAAACGACGGCUGAAACUGGAGGAGGACAAGGUUCGUCAUGAGGCGGUGAUCCGUCGGACAUUGGAGCGGAGUCAGAGAAGCCGACAGAAGCCCAACCGCUGGUCGUGGGGAGGGGCUCUGCACACAAACACUCCCAGCACACCAGCCGAUGCUGACAGGCGGUCAGUGUCCACGAUGAAUUUAUCCAGACAUGCAGACCCUGUCAUUACCAAGCGCCUCUCCUCCUCCUCUGCCACUCUCCUACACUCACCAGACCGAGGCCUGCGCCGUCUUCCAUUGACGCCAUGGGAGAGCAAUGUGGUGAACCGCCUGCAGCAGCCAACGCACUCCUACCUGGCCCGCAGUCGCAGUGCCAUGAGUCUGUCUGGAGAGCAAACAGUGUCUUGCCACCCCAUGGGCUCCGUAUCCUUCAAGGCUCUGCAGGCCCAGCCGCUCCCUCACUGCCGCAGCCAGGAGAGGAGCCUCAGCAGGGAGACGGCCUCGUCCUCCUCCACCACCCCACGCAGGAGGACCACCGGAACCACACAGCGAAAGGACCGGGACAAUGUCAGGAAGUCGUGGAGCAACCUGUCACUCCCACUGGCCCCCAUUCUGACUCUGCCCCCCAAAAAACGCUCAUCUUCUCCAGGCAAGAAGAACAGCAAAGUGACAGCACCCUCUCCUGGCAGGCCUCCACAGAAGACAGCAGGGCGUCCUCCGACCCCCAAGCUGCUUAAGUCCCCGGGGGCGGAAGACCCCGGAAACCUUCGUCCUGUCAGAACCACACCCGAGAACCCCAACUCGUCAACGCCCACCAGAGCCCAAGAGGACGAGGAAGAGCAGGUCCUCAGUCCUCCUCAGCCUCGACCGCAGCCGCUGGGUCAGAACAAGACCGCGAAUGAGCAGACACCAGCAGCACCAACAGCAGCCAGCGAGAGUAUAAGCAGUCCUCCAGCCCACAAGCCUUCAGCAGGCACCACAGAUCCAGAGGAGGCGAGUCGUAUCCUGACUGAGAAACGACGGCUGGCCCGCGAGCAGAGGGAGAGAGAGGAAGAGGAGCGCAGGCUACAGGAGGAGCAAGGAAGGUUGGCAAAGGAGGAGAUGGCUCGCCGAAAGGCAGAGGAGCGAGCGAAGAGAGAAGAAGAGGCUCAGCGGCAGGUGGAGGAGAGGAGAAGGAAGGAGGAGGAGGAGAAGAAGGUGGAGGAGGAGAGACUUCAGAAAGAGAGAGAGGAGGCAGAGAGACUCCAGAAACAGAAAGAAGAAGAAGAGUCUCGACAGAGAGAGGAGGCCGAGCGACUGAGGCAGGAGAGAGAGAAACACUUCCAGAAAGAGGAAGCUGAACGCCUGGAGAGAAAAAAGCGCCUGGAGGAGAUUAUGAAGAGAACAAGACGUUCAGACACAGCAGACAAGAAAGUCAUUCCUAACAGGAAUGGAGACAAUGCAGCCUCUCCUGCUCCAUCUGCAGUGACUGUGUCACCGACACACAAUAGCAACGGCAACAGUCGGCAACCCGAGCCCAACCCAAACCCCAGCGCUGCAGCCCUGAGCCAUCCUGACGAGAGGGAGAACGGGGAGUUUGAGGAGGUGAUCGUACUGCCUUCACAUUCCAGGUUGUCUCCUCCUGAGGGAGAGGAGGAGCAGCAUCAGCAGCAGGAGGAGGAGAGAGUUCCUGUCGUAGCCUUCAGGGAGAACGGUCUCCUAAAGCCUCUGAGUGGAAUAGAGGAUAUAUCAGCCCAGCAGGGACCAGAUGUUGCCUGAUCCCCUGCGAGACUGAGAUUAUUCCCCACCCAGAGAGACAGGAAGAGAGGUGGUCAGAGAGAGGCGAAGAAACACAGAGCUGUUGGACUGAAUCAAAGGAAGGACUCACAGCACCAGAGGUUUACUUUCUCACCCGCCCGCGACAGCAGAGCACCGCAGCCAUUUCCCAAAGAUGGUGUCUCCAAAGAUCUCCCUAAAGCAUCUCCAGAGAGAAGUUACUUUUCCCUCAUCAGACUCUCUGCGGGAACAGAUCGUCUCUCUGUCUUUGACCAUGUUUACACUUGGUCAUAAUGUUUGUUCUGUGUACAGCCACAACUACCCGAUUCUGAAGUGAAUGUCCUGAAAUCACGGGAGGGCAUUGAAUCUUUUGACUCUCGUUGUGUGUGUGUGUGUGUGUGUGUGUGUGUGUGUGUGUGUGUGUAUGUGUGCGUGUGUGCGUGUGCAUAUAUGUGUAUGUGUGGAUGACAGACUAAUAGUAAUGUCAGUGAGAUCAGUCAUGAUACUUGAAGAUAUUUCUGUAGAACUAUUGUAAUCAGACUGACUGAAUCAGCAAUGUGACGUUAUAACUGGAAUUCGCACGGCAGACUCAGAAUUUUGAGGUUUCAUUAAUUCGUGUGCUCUCUUUAACUGGAACCUCAUUAUUCUCACGUUUCAACGUCUCUUUUGAAAUGUUGCAGAAGAGAUGGGAUGUAGGAAUGAUAUCAGUGCAUGAAGUUGUAUUAAGACUACAGGAAAGGCUCAUGUGAUGUAAAAAUAUAAUUUGCUGUGUCUACAGUGUUUAAAACUAGAGGUUAUUAUUGGGGUGAGGCAGCAGUUUUGGGAGUUUAAGUUAAAUACUGUUUUCUCAGACAACUGAGAAUUAGGGUGUAAACUACUGAUUUCUUGUUUAGUUUUAUUUAAUUGCUGUACAGAUAAAAUGUGAUUCUUUGUUUUGUCCUCAUCCUCGUCUUCACUUUCUGUUCAAUUUGAGAAAAAAAAAAAAAUCUGCUUUGAUGUUAAGUACUGCCCUUUCCUUUCACUUGUUUACCCUGUUAAAGCUGCAUCCUCCACCCUGUCACACUGCCAGUGAGCAGUGUCAGAGGACCUCGCUGUAGCUUAGCCACCUUGUGUUUGAAGUUGUUCUUUGUUCUGGACGAGUACAAAAUGGAUGGAAAUAAUUUACUGGUGAUGUUAAUUUUGAAAUAAUCUCAUUAAUUUGAUCUUUUUUUGAAUAAGAAUUUAAGAAGAAAUGCUGCUAAUUAUGAUGUUCCUUUGCCUUACUGCAUUGUAGAGGAUGAGGUGACUUGUCUACACUGUCUCACUGAAAUGAAAAUAUGCAUUCCCUUUAUGAGCUUUGACAUUCUGGCCACACACUCAAACUCUUCCAUUUGAUUUAUGUUAAAGUAGAUCAUGAUGAAAUGUUGUCAGUUAUGUGAGUUAUGUGAGGAGCUCUAAUGUCAAAUAAAUGGGUCUUUUCACUCAGGAAAGACAGAGGUGGGAUUUAAGUAAAACACUGGAACUCAACCUUUAUACCAACGUGAUCCCCACUUCAAACUUUGUCAUACAACUCCCAAUAAUGCUGCUGUCUUUGUAUUUGGUUCUCAAACCUUUGCACUUAGUUUCCUUUGUUUGAAAUCUUGCAGUACCACCGAAAUAAAGGAAACUUGAGAUUAUCCAUAUCUGGGUUUUGAAGAGCUGGUUUCUGCCAGUAGUACAUAGCAUGCUGUUAUCAAUAUGGUAACUUGAUGUAGCUUGCGAAGAAAUUGCUUUAACACAAGCAAGAUCUCUUGUAAAGUAUAUUAUACAUAGAUAUCCUAUAAAUUAUGUAUAAAAGGUUGAUAUAUUUUAUUAAGACUGACCACAAGGUUUUGAAAACUAACAAGCCCUUUACUUCAGAUGACACGGGGCAGUGGGAUAAGAUCUUUGAACAACUGUAAAACUGAAAUCUUUGUACAACUGUUCCAGCUGAAAUGUUUGGCAAGAAAAUAAAACUUUGAAUUGAUUACCUGUUCACUGAUGUGAUCUUGCAAUUUUGUUUUCCUUUUCCUGAGACAAGGAUGGAUAACAGCAGAGAAAUAACAAUUGCAGUGCAG